AUGGCUGCCACUGCCUUCCCCUCUUCAUCUUCAUCUUCAUCUUCUUCUUUCCAUUCCAACCGAACUUACGAUGUUUUCUUGAGUUUUAGAGGUAAAGACACGCGCAAAAAUUUCACCGACCACCUCUAUUUCACUCUCGACAAUGCCGGAAUCAAGACCUUCAGAGAUGACAAUGAACUCCGAAGAGGAGAAGAUAUUUCAUCCGAAUUGUUGUCGGCCAUCGAAGGGUCUAAAAUUUCUAUUAUCGUCUUUUCUAGGGACUACGCGGCUUCUACGUGGUGCUUGGAGGAACUUGUAAAGAUCAUGGAGUGCCGAAGAACGGUGAGGCAGUUCGUUCUGCCUAUCUUCUACGAUGUUGAACCAUCGGAUAUGCGCUACCAAACCGGUAGUUUUGCGCAAGCAUUUUCGAAAUAUGAAGAGCUUUAUUUGUCAAACAUAGACAAGGUACUUAGGUGGAGGAGUGCUCUAAGGGAAGCUGCUAAUUUGUCAGGGUGGGUUCUAAAAAACACAGCGGAUGGGCACGAAGCCAAGUUUAUUAACAAAAUUGUUAAAGAGGUUUCAAGGGAACUUAACAGCACAUACUUAUUUGUUACACUCUACCCAGUUGGAAUAGAAUCUCGUGUGAAAGACAUCACUUCAUUGUUAAGGGUUGGAGCCGAUGAUGUCCGCAUGUUAGGCAUAUGGGGAAUUGGUGGAAUGGGGAAAACAACCAUUUCUAAAGCCAUAUAUAACGAACUUUUCCAUAGUUUUGAGGAUAAAAGUUAUCUUGCAAAUAUUAGGGAAACUUCUAAGCAACCUUAUGGCCUCGUUCGAUUACAGGAGCAACUUCUUUCUGAUAUCUUGAAGACAAGAAAGAUAAAGGUGAAUGAUGUUAAUAGAGGAAUUACUAUGAUACAAGAAAGACUUCGUGAUAGAAGUGUACUUAUUAUACUUGAUGAUGUAGACAACUUGGAGCAACUUGAUGCCAUAACAACUAGAAGUCGUGACUGGUUUGGCCGAGGAAGUAGGAUUAUUAUAACGACUAGAGAUGAGCAAAUGCUAAAGGUGCUUCAAGUGGACGAAGUAUAUACAACCAAAGAAAUGAGCGAAAAAGAAUCUCUAGAACUCUUUAGUUGGCAUGCCUUUAGGAAUGGUUAUCCCACCGAAGAUUAUAUGGAAUUGUCAAGAAGUGUCGUUGCUUAUUCUGGAGGACUACCGCUAGCUCUUGAAGUUUUGGGUUCUUUUCUAUUCUCUAGGAGCAUGGAUGAUUGGAAAGACACGUUAGAGAAAUUGAAAAGAAUCCCUAAUGAUGAAAUUCAAACAAAACUUCGAAUAAGCUAUGAUGCAUUAAGUGACGAUACUCAAAAGGAUAUAUUCCUUGAUAUAUCAUGUUUCUUUAUCGGAAUGGACAAAGCCUAUGUCACACAAAUAUUGAAUGCCUGUGGUUUUUCUGCAAAGAUUGGAAUUAGCGUCCUCAUCCAGAGGUGUCUUCUUUCAGUUGGUGAGAGAAACAAGCUCGUAAUGCAUAAUUUAGUUCGAGACAUGGGAAGAGAAAUUGUUCGCGAAGAAUACCCCAAAAUUCCAGGAAAGCGUAGUAGAUUAUGGCUGCAUGAUGAUGCACUUGAUAUAUUGGCAAAGCAUGAGUUAAAUCCACCAAUUAAUAUGGAUGGAAAGUAUAGAAUGUGA
This is a messenger RNA of Corylus avellana, 1665 nucleotides long. Lineage: Eukaryota; Viridiplantae; Streptophyta; Magnoliopsida; Fagales; Betulaceae. The record is from RefSeq and is a predicted model, not a curated record.